Paramacrobiotus metropolitanus is the source of this 1306-nucleotide messenger RNA. RefSeq lists its product as uncharacterized. The transcript has 3 exons. Lineage: Eukaryota; Metazoa; Tardigrada; Eutardigrada; Parachela; Macrobiotidae. The record is from RefSeq and is a predicted model, not a curated record. Bases 517 to 1089 code for a protein of 190 amino acids.
UGUUCUCGCUAUUUGUUCAUGUACGUGUGUCUGUUUACUGCGGUUCGCCGAUUCCCGUUUACGUUGAAGUUUUUGGCAUAGAUUGCAAAAUCGUCAUAUACAGAAGCAUCCGCUAUCCACACUGGCAUUCGACCGAUAUUGCUCUUGUCGUAAUAAAUGUUUGCCAUAAUUAUUACGUCAGUCAUUCGAGUAUCGCAUGAGUUUUGAAUUCUCUAAUACAACUCAUUCGCAGAGACGCUGUUUUUGGCAAAAGUUUUCGUUUAUCUGAUGAAAUCAGUUCCAUCCAUAAAUUAUUGCUUCCGAUUAUUCUCCAUUAUCGCUUGCAGUUUAUGUAUAUUUGACGUUGCAUGGUGGUCAGUCAGCUGGCUUCAGUUUUUAGAAUUAUCGUUACUAGCUACAGGACAGCAAUCGUACGCCCAGUACGACUGAUAGUACUCGUCAGCACGAAAAGCGACGACUGAAAAGUCACAAAAUUUCGUUUUUAUGUGAUGAAGUAGCAAAAUUGUUGUUACGAACAUGGACAUGCGUUUAAUUCUUGAUGGAUACCCAGAGCGUUUUCGGUCAGCGAUACGAAUGAGGAGACACCGUAAAGCAGAGGAAGACAAAUUUCCGGCACGACAACGAGGUCGGCUGAUAACUGACCAGCCAUUAGACAGGAAGGAAAAGGGUAAAAAUAAUUUUCCACAUGGUACAAAAAUCGCUCGCAAGCGAUUAAAAAUUUACGGGAUACUGGAUACGGACAACAAACUGAUCGGUCCCGGGCCACGCGUGGUCAACGAAAGUGGACAAUAUUACGAGGUCGAGCGGAUUAUUGGUGCGUCGGCAGUCUGCGGCUAUCGAUCUUUCCUUAUUAAAUGGAUGGGCUGGCCUAUGGAUUGUUGUACGUGGGAACCGGAAACCGCCUUAUGGAACGCUGAUAGGGCGAAAGAGAUGUUUUUCGCUACCUACGGAACUCCCUCAUGCCAUACUAGAGUGAUUUUAUCAUCCGAAGGAGAAAGAUUUGAAAAGUGGAAGCAACUCCGCUCCACUGGUGUUCAGAAUCGCAUUUCUAUAAUCAGGAUGUACAGUAAAUGGUUGUCUUCUGCGUAGGAUUUUGUGUAAAAGUUACCGCAGUACGUACCUGUACCGAUACAUUGCUCGCUACCGGUACACGAUUUUCAUUUAUCAGCUGUGUUUUUGUGUCGCAAAGUUAAUUUCAUUAUUUCACACAAUGAUUCGGGAAAAAGAAAAUGCAUGUAGAGAUUGUAAGAGGCUAGUACGAUCACUGAUUGAUGCUUCUUAUCUCCGAUUCCGGUGCGAGGUGGAC